CCUACCAUUUUGUGCACGGCAUUUUGUUGUCGUGUGGUUGCAAAAUAAAUCGUCAAAAUUGUUACGUGUGACAAAUAAUGCAAAGUAAAGGACGGUUCUGCGAAUCAGCGAAGGGUCUGAAUUAGUCUACGUCGUUGUUGAAAGCUACAUACAACAAAGAUUUGUGUUAAUAUUCAAAGAGAACAAAGUAGCCGGGGUCCGAGCUUGCUCCAAGAAACAUGCUCAUCGAAAAUGUUGACGCUUUGAAAGCAUGGCUCACAAAAACACUGACACCCAUUUGUGAUGCAGAUCCAGAAGCUCUUGCAAAAUACAUCGUUGCCUUGGUGAAGAAGGACAAGACUUUGGAAGAACUCAGGGAACUGUGCAAUGACCAGUUAGAGGUGUUUUUACAAAAAGAAACCAAAUCAUUUGUGGAGUCCUUAUUUGUGAGUUUGGAUAACAAGUCCUACCAGCAUGUGGACAGUGGAGUAGCAAAGGGGCAUCAGGCACAGCAGUCACAGCCACCAACUUCACAGCAUUCAGCUCCAGGAAAUACAGAGAAAAGAAGAAAGUCUGAUGAGCUCCCAGACAAAGAAGACCGUGACCACAGAAGGACAAGGAGCAGGAGUCCCAGGAGAGGAAAUGACAGUGUGCAAAAGAAGCCAUUCGUGUGUAAGACGUCAUCAGUUAAGCCGUAUGAACCUGAGCCCUACAAACCAACAGAGGGUCGGCCAGGUCAGCAGCCCUGGGGUGGAGGUCCUAGGGGACCCAAGCCCCAACAGUACCAGCCUCAGCAGAGAGUGCCAAAUCCUAACCUAGUCAGCGUACCCACAGUGGGAAGUAUGGAAGAUAAAGGGCUGCCAGGCCAACAACAACAUCACCCUCCCCAGCAACAGCAGCAGCAGCAGCAAUUACAGCAAUUACAACAUUCCCCCAACAGAAGAGUUGUGGCCAGCAAAAGGGGAUUGGAUGUCCCACCAUAUCAGGAACAGGUUCCCCCACAACAACCCAACCAAUACAGUAAUCCAGAGCAGCAGUUCCACAGGGGGCCACCAGCUAAGAGAGGACACUUUGAUUUCAACAGAUUAGGCCCUCGAAGAGGAGGAGGAAGAGGGGCUUACAAUACUAGUUCUGAAAAUGCAACAUUGGAAGUGAGAAAAAUACCCCGAGAACUCAACAAUAUUGCAAAAAUAAAUGAACACUUCAGCAAGUUUGGGACAAUAGUAAACUUACAAGUGUGUUAUGGUGGAGACCCAGAGGCUGCCCUGGUAUCAUUUGCCUCCCAUCAUCAGGCUAAUUCUGCCUACAGGAGCAGUGAACCUGUCUUCAACAAUAGGUUUGUCAAAGUGUUCUGGCACAACAAGGAACAGCAGCAGCAGCAAUCACAGCAAGGACCUGCACAACAGGGAGCUGAAGCCCAGCCACCCUCAGUAAAAGAUAGAUUAGGCUACCAUUCAGCUCAUAAAGUUGACAACACAGUUGACAACUCUGAGAAGGGUUUUGUUCACUCCACUACUGGUGGUUCCCUCACCAAGACAGUCUUCAACCCAGCAGCUGUAAAGGGAAACAAAAGCAAUUCUGCAGAAAAAGCAGCACAAAUAAUCAAGUCACAAGAAGCUUUAAAGAAAACAGAGGAAGCCAAAAAGGUAUGGAGUACAUAUUUUACUGAGAAGUCAGUUGUGGUCAGUGGUCAUACAGAACUGUAUUGGGUCACACAUUUAACAACCACUCAAAGAAUUUGA
Molecule: messenger RNA, 1721 nt
Organism: Lingula anatina
Lineage: Eukaryota; Metazoa; Brachiopoda; Lingulata; Lingulida; Lingulidae
Product: RNA-binding protein 26
Cellular component (GO): nucleus
Molecular function (GO): metal ion binding; RNA binding
Source: RefSeq, a predicted model, not a curated record